UAGGGCCCCGCACCUCAGCAAAAAAAUGGUAAUUCUAGGGAAUAACUCCGCUAGGCCACCCUCCGAAAAAGUACUGUUUAUCAGUGUUGUCAAUUGGUAGGUAUGUGUUUACCCUCCAAACUAGGUAUGUCACUUACACAAAACCGGGGAAAUAAGUGAAAUUAGCGUAUCUAUUGGUAGUAUAUAUACAUAGGGUAAACAACUGCAUGGACUAGCUCAACACACCGACGGUCACGGAUGGACACCCUCCGAAAAAGUACUUAUAACGCAUCCUGACACCGGAGGUGGGCAUCAGUCGUGGCUUGUUGUUGGUGAAGAACGGAGCUAAAGACCUCUACUCUCCUUUCGAAGAAUGCAACCAAUUGCCAAGGGAAUGCAAGCCAUUGCCUUUUUGUAGUAUUCCAAGAGUGAGCUGGAAAUGGGCAUUGAAGCUUGGUAAGAAGCUUCAAUAGAUAAGUCUGUUGAUUAAUUCUUGUAAGACAAGAUUAUCCAAAAUGGCGGUAACUUGUGUUAUGAAACAAGUUGAGGAGCGCCAUGUUGCCAAUGAAAUCACAAAAUGCAUCUGGUCACCAAAAAUGGAUUUAGUGGCUAUUGCCAAUGUCCAAGGUCAAGUAGCCAUGCAUCGUUUGUCAUGGCAGAGAGUUUGGCUCAUCAGCUCACGAGGAGAAAACAUAAAAGUGACAGGAUUAGCUUGGAGACCUGACAGUAAGAUUCUUGCUGUUGGAUAUUCAUCAGGAGAAGUGGUACUCGUUGAUAUUGAAGAUAGUAACCCUGUUCACAAUUUGAAUGUAAAUGCCGAAGUAACUUCUCUCACUUGGGCACAGCACAUAUCAAAAGAUGACACCAAAGAUGAGACAUUGUGUGAGGAUAACUCCGAAGUCUACUUACCUCCUCUAGCUUCACUCACCAAAACUUAUUCUCCCAAUACCAUUGAAGACCGUGAUGAGGGGUGGCAAGAUGGUCAUCUUUUGAAAGAUCAGACAUCUCUAACUCUUCUCACUGUUGCAACAGCUGAUGCAUCUGUCUACAUAUAUGCUUUUGGACUCUUUCACUGUGCCACUGUUGACUUAAGGGACUCUGUCCCUGGAGCAGGUCGUGUGAUUGAUGCCACUCCUUCUCAUGACCUGCAUAUAAUCAGUUGUGUUGCAGAAUGUGACAACAACGGUGAAAAAUCAAUUAUUCAUGUUACUGUAGAAACAAUGAUUCUUGCUUGUCGACACAAAGAACUUCAAGCGCUUGCCUACAGAUAUGGCAAAAUUUAUGGUCUCAUGAUGUAUGCAUCACAGACAAUUACUCUGCUGACUGAGGCAUGGGAAAACAUAUUAUUGGAGCUUGAUGGAAAAUUAUCAAAGUAUGCAAGCACAGUUCCAGCAGGUGGUGUUUCUGCUGAUUUUUUAGAUUUACUAGUGUUUGGUCUCUCAUCUCCUGAAUUUGAUAUAUUCCUAUCAAAUCAGCUAACCGAGAAGGGUUUGAAAAAACUGGGUCAUUCAAUAGAAUUAAGUUAUUCAAAUAUCCAGAAGUUGGUCCUGCGAAAUGUUCAGUCUGUUGGCCAAGCACUAGUUUUUCAGUUAAGUGCUCUUGUAGGAUUAGCUCGAGACUAUGACCAUUUUGGGAUGUUGGGUGUUCAAGAAGAUGUAGUUAUUAAUGCAAUAAGAGAAACAGGCUCAUUCGUGUUAAAAGCUGUUGAAUUACAACAAGUUAUUGAUGGUUCAAUGAAUACUUUUAAGUCUUUCCUUCGUUGGCUGUACGUAGUUGUUCAGAGAAUUCGUGGGGAAGCAGUACCAGAUGAAAUAAGUCGUAUGACACAACAGGAUUUAACUUACAUUACAGAAUUCCUUCAUGAUACUCUUGAAGAUACAACCAUAGGUCCAGACGGAGAAAAGCAAACCAAAUUCAGAUUAGAACGUGUAGGUCAGUACCUGAAAGAUGAACCACUGUCUUGCCCUCCUGAUUCUGGGCGCAACCCAUGGGUUCAGUUUUUAGAGAAACAUCCACAGUUGGCUAACCAUCCCGUCAUAUUUCCUCACAAUAAAGAGCGUUCUCUGUUGCAGGAACACAAUAGUCUUGUACAGGUACUAGAAAAUAUGGCUGGACAGCCAGAACAUGUUAUAAGUGGAGCAGUUAAUAUUGUCUCUUGGGUACCUUUCAUGAAUGUUACAACAAAUGGAUUGAUAAAUGUAAGUCAAAUAAGCUGUUCACGUACAAAUGCUAUGUAUACUGUUGUGUUACCAGGACCACAACAGUCCUUAAUGUAUUUGGCUAGAUGGUCAACUUUAACUGAACACCUUGCACAGUCAGUUGAUAUUCCUGGUCCUGCUCACCAUGUAGAAGCUGUUCCAUUUGUAUUUUCACGUUUAGAAGGGGUGAGAGGAUGCUCUGCUGAUCAACCUGGUACACCAUUACCUUUACUGAAGGUGAUCGGGGCUCAGUUUUAUACAGAGGAAACUUUAUCAGUAUUAGCUCAAGAUCCAGGUGACCCAAAGGCAUCUAUAUUCAUCCAAUUGUGGAUGGUAGCUGCUUGUGGAGAGCUCCAGCCUUUAGCCUUGUAUGGGGGAAGAAGCUUGGCUGAUGCAGGCAUCACACCAAGGGAUGCAAGCACACUGGUUGAUGCAAGUGGCUAUCGACGGCUUGAAGUUGGUACUUUGUCAACAUUGGCAGUGUCUGGGUCUCGAAAAGUUGCCCUUCUCUUGUCAGAAAAUAGGAGAAGAGUUAGACUUUUUGAAAUGGAAGUAGAAGAGGAUGAUGAUGAUGAAGAUGAGGAAGACACAGCUCAGCACGAGUCCAUCAUGAAUGCAUCUGGUGCCUCAGAUGAUCCUGUUGAUAAUGUGUGAUGAUAGAAAAUUAUUUUAGCCUUUGUUAUAUCAUCAGAUGCAUUCAUACAGGAGAUUGACCUGCUGUUUAACUUAUGUUAUAAUGUACGAUGGUUAAAGUUUAAGUCAAG
This is a messenger RNA of Macrobrachium nipponense, 2941 nucleotides long. It is a transcript of the gene APC4, whose product is annotated as anaphase-promoting complex subunit 4-like. NCBI's taxonomy places the organism in Eukaryota, Metazoa, Arthropoda, Malacostraca, Decapoda, Palaemonidae. The transcript has 6 exons. Gene Ontology annotation, biological process: anaphase-promoting complex-dependent catabolic process; protein K11-linked ubiquitination. Gene Ontology annotation, molecular function: protein binding. Bases 495 to 2831 code for a protein of 778 amino acids. Gene Ontology annotation, cellular component: anaphase-promoting complex; nuclear periphery. The record is from RefSeq and is a predicted model, not a curated record.